Paraphaeosphaeria sporulosa is the source of this 452-nucleotide messenger RNA. RefSeq lists its product as uncharacterized. Bases 176 to 346 code for a protein of 56 amino acids. The transcript has a single exon. NCBI's taxonomy places the organism in Eukaryota, Fungi, Ascomycota, Dothideomycetes, Pleosporales, Didymosphaeriaceae. The record is from RefSeq and is a predicted model, not a curated record.
CUUGAUGUCUUCGAGUGCCGCGCAUAGCCAUACUUCCGAGCAUUCUCGGCCACGCCCACCUUCCCCGUACGAACUGCUCUACAUAAGUCAAAACAAUCUCCAUACCUCGGGGGUACGGUGUGUCAGCUGAAUAACACUAUAUCCUCGAUAUCUAGAUCUUUAAUCACAAGUCACGAUGCCUGAGCUCCAACCACAAAUACAGCGUCUACUCAACCUGUCCAUUGCUUGUGCGCUCAUAUCUACUUUCUCUAUCGUCAUCAGGAUCUACUGCAAAAUUAGAAAUAAGGGCGGUUUCCACACUGGAUGUCUAUUCAAAAAGGAAAGCUCUUGGGACGCAGAUAACUGAUCAACAUCUCGUCGAAAAUAGACUUGCUCGGGAAGACUUCUGAAGGAUGCGAGCCAGAAGCAAGUUAAUGAGUGGAUUGCACGUUUAUCUAUAUAAUAUGUCAGGG